This is a messenger RNA of Linepithema humile (Argentine ant), 1319 nucleotides long. RefSeq names its product uroporphyrinogen decarboxylase (gene Urod). Gene Ontology annotation, cellular component: cytosol. Lineage: Eukaryota; Metazoa; Arthropoda; Insecta; Hymenoptera; Formicidae. The record is from RefSeq and is a predicted model, not a curated record. Gene Ontology annotation, molecular function: uroporphyrinogen decarboxylase activity. Gene Ontology annotation, biological process: heme biosynthetic process.
AAGUGUGAAUCUUACAUAAUUUACAUGUAUGAAUAUUAUUAAUAAUUAUUCAACUAGUGUUUACGUCACAAUUGGUAAUGCUUGUCAUCUUAAAUUUGAUUGCGAUACAAAGGAUCUGAACGAACCAUAUCCUAGAAAAACGCAAAGUGAUCAGCGAAUUGUCAGGAUGAUCGAGCAUAAUUUUCCACCUUUGAAAAAUGAUCGAAUCCUCAAGGCGGCACGUGGAGAACCAGUCGAUAGAAUACCUGUUUGGGUUAUGAGACAAGCUGGGAGAUAUCUUCCAGAAUUUCAGCAAGUCAGAGCACAACAUGACUUUUUCACCGUUUGUCAAACUCCAGAAUUGGCAUGCCAAGUGACUUUACAGCCGAUAGAACGAUUUGAUUUGGAUGCUAGCAUAAUAUUCUCAGAUAUACUAGUGAUCCCACAGGCGAUGGGCUUGAAAGUUGAGAUGGUAGCAGGAGUAGGUCCAGUCUUGCCUCAGCCCUUAGCCAAUCCUAAUGAUAUUGCAAGACUUGUACGACCAAAUGUAGAAGAAGCUCUAAAAUAUGUUGGAGACGCUAUAACAUUGACUCGACAUAAAUUAAAUGGGAGAGUGCCUUUAAUAGGAUUUAGUGGAGCACCUUGGACUUUGAUGGGCUAUAUGAUUCAAGGAGGAGGCAGUUCUACAAUGGCAAAGGCGAGGUCCUGGUUGUACAAGUAUCCAGAAGACUGUCACAAAUUAUUACAGAUGAUUACGGAUGUUGUUGUGGGUUAUUUAGUAAUGCAAGUGAAAGCUGGUGCACAGUUACUUCAAAUAUUUGAAAGCAAUGGAGACUAUCUAGAUGAUGCAUUGUUUUUAAAUUAUUCCUUUAAAUAUCUCAAACAAAUAAGUGAGCGUGUACGAAAGCAAUUAAAAGAAGAAAAUAUUCCAGAAGUGCCUAUGAUUGCUUUCCCGAAAGGUGCAACCAUGAAUUCUUUAAAAAUUCUUGCAAAAGAUGAAAGUUAUGAGGUUAUAGGCCUUGAUUGGACUGUAAAUCCCACAGAAGCCAGAAAAGAGCUUGGGCCUAAUGUUACAUUACAAGGUAAUAUGGAUCCUUGCGCAAUGUUUUCUUCCCAGGAUGAAAUUGUUGAACGUGCACGAAAAAUGGUGUCAACUUUUGAUAAAAAUCGAUAUAUUGCUAACUUGGGACAUGGUAUUUUGCCGGACACUCCCAUUCUAUCCAUGGAGGCAUUUAUUAAAGGUGUGCAUUCUGCAUAAUAUAUGCAUGUUUGCAUAUAUAUGCUUUACAAUAACAAAUAUACAGUAUAUAGUAUGCAUUUAUUAUAAAACAUUAUAAAUA